Molecule: messenger RNA, 1387 nt
Organism: Rhodamnia argentea
Lineage: Eukaryota; Viridiplantae; Streptophyta; Magnoliopsida; Myrtales; Myrtaceae
Exons: 2
Coding region: 120-1202 (360 amino acids)
Source: RefSeq, a predicted model, not a curated record
CCUGUUUCCUUCCUCCCCUGUAUAUAACUUCUGUCUCUGCCUCCUAAUUCUGUCAGCCUCGGCAAUAAUUCUCUCCCUCUCUCUCUGUCCCACUGAACUUUUUGCCAAGAGUCUUCACCAUGGAAGUGAUGAUACCGCCGAGCAUGGAGUUCGACUUCAACAGCUCCCGUUCCUCGCCUCACGCCAGCGCUCCGUCCACGCCAAAACGCUUCGGCGAAUACUACUUCAGCGCUCCGAACAGCCCUGCUCGGGUGGCCGAUUUCUACCGCGAGUUCGAUGAGUUCUCAGCCAAAAACCUCAGCGACCCUUCUCCUUCUUCUUCAUGUUCAGCCGCUGUUCCAUUCGUUUGGGAAGAGAAGCCCGGCACUCCGAAAUCACCGCAGCCUAAGGCUUUUGGGAGAGAACCUGUUGAUUUUAAAGAUGAUGGUGAUGAUGGAUUCAACUUCGCUUUCGACUUGAGUAAGGACUCCGACAGGCACUCUCUUUCGGCCGAGGAGCUCUUCGACGGUGGGAGAAUCCGCCCGCUCAAGCACCCUCCAAGGCUACAGAGCGACCGCUCAGCUCGGACGCCUCCGAAGAGCCCGCUCGCGCCAUCGCCCAAGGCUCAGAGAUCGCAAGCCAGAGGCUUGUUUUCACCUAGAGCGAGAAAAGAAAGCGACCCUUCCGAAGCGGCGACCGAGAACGCUAGGAGGAGCGCAGAGCCCCGCCAAGCCAGAGGCAGAGAGAGGUUGCAACGUUCGGAUUCUGGCCGGAGAGCGGCUCGGUCGCUGUCCCCGUACAGGGUCUCUGCCUAUCCCUGGGAGGAAGAAGAAAAACAGCCGACCAAACAGACGCCGACGUCCAAGCCCCCCUGUCUCACGGGUCCUUCGGCUUCGGCUGCGUCGAAAGGUUCGUCCAAGAAGUGGAGCUUGAAGGACUUUUUGCUGUUCAGAAGCGCAUCGGAGGGCCGGGCCACGGACAAGGACCCAUUCAGAAAGUACGCGGCGAGCUUCCGUUCCAUCGACAGCCCCACCGGGCCGGCGUCGCGGCGGCGAGGCCCAGUCUCUGCGCACGAGCUGCACUACACCGUGAACAAGGCGGUCUCGAACGAUCUGAAGAAAAAAACCUUCCUCCCUUACAAGCAGGGGAUCCUGGGGAGGCUGGCUUUCAAUCCCGCGGUCCAUGGCCUGGCUAACGGAUUCGGGUCAUUGUACCGGCAAUGAAAUUAGAUCUUAACAUGAAUGUUUUGUUCGUCUGGAAAUGUUGGUUUUCCCUUACAGUAUGUAAAGAAGUUUCUUUGUUCCGAAAAGUGUAGAGAUCUUUACGUGAGGAACAUGUUUCGUAUAUGUUGUAUGAUGAAGGAGAAGAUCCUGUUCUUUCAAUGAUCAAUUGAGCUCUUAAUUUUUUU